AGUUCUCGUUUGACAGUUUGACUGUACAGUUUCAAUGGUGCCUUGCAAUUCGCUUAUACCAAGAGCAUCCGUGAUAUUUAUUUAUUUCGCUGGUGCGUUAAAUUUAUCUAGUAAUUUAUUCUAAUAAAAGUACAGUAUAAGCAUUCGCCCGGCAAAAAAUUAGUUCCAACACCAUCAUCGAGCGAUUGUUUACACUAAUCAUACCCCCCGUCGAAGGGAAAUUCCCCAUACCGAAGUGUUGCUGUGUGUGGAUAAAGUAUUUUCAAUGUGAUGCAUGCGGAAAACUAGUAACUACGGAGCGGACGUGGAAAAGCGGCGAUGGUCGCGUUUUCCAACACAUACACACACACUGGCUCGCAACGCAUCUUUACAGCGACGGUGCCGUGCGUGCUCUUAGUUGUUUGAGUUUUUCGCUCAGAGUUUUUUUUUGUUUGAGUUGCUGCUUUCCUGUACGGCCGUGAAACGUUGAAUUGGCCAGUGCGCGGGUAGGUCACGAUCUCUGGUCGUCGGGCGAAUUCGUUUAUAGUUUGUAGCGACCGCGGCAGAAGUGGUUUAUCCAUCCUCUAGAACGGGUUGGCCAACGCACGUGCGGAAGAGAUGUAAUGUACAGCGGAUUGGAAAGUGGUGUUACGGCAACAGGCAACGGACCGCCCCGUGCUUGAAGGGGGGUCUCGAGCUCCAAAGUAGGUCUUGUGUUGUGUGGUCGCUGUGAAGCGUGUGAAAUUGGGUGUUGAAACGAAGUGAUGCGAGUGGCGUUAGAUUGUGCAGCUACCGUGUGAUAAGGUGGCAGUCGAAGCAAACGAAUAUUGUGUUAAUUUUGUAUUAACCAACACCGAGAAAGCUCUCGUUCCGGGGUCCGAUCGGAAGUGUAAUGGAUGUGUGAAAAUUGAUGAAAAGUGUACAGAGAUAGAACAAUUUCAUCAGUGCGUGUGGGAUUGUGCAUUUGUGUGAAUAAUUUUGCUAACGUGGCUUCAGCGGCAGAUAUCCCAUCUCAGUGAUUCGCUUGGCUGCCUAUCAUUUUCAUCGCCUACUGUACGGCACCAAAGGACCAGGCACCUUGAGUUGAUAUUGUGCUGUGUGAGCAUUAUCAACACCAGCUCCUCAAACACACCGAUUCGCGAACGGAAAAAAAGAACGGAACAGUUGGGCUGGUACGAAAUUGCCAACCCCGCGCGCUCCAUUCUCAACCUCGCAAGCCAAGCUGGAUAAUUCAAUCGUAAAUCGGUACCUGAGCGCCGCGGACGACGACUUCGUGUACUGUGUGGAUCUGGACAUCCGGCGCUUCGUCGAACGGUCUAACCCAAAGGCUGUACUGAUCUUUCCGCCGUUCAGCAGCUACCGCCGAUUCCUGGUCCACAGGGUUUGCGCAAGUAAAUCGUUCAGCCAGCAUGACAUCGUGACGUUCUCCAUUGGCAUCGGUACCGAGCGGCGCACGGUCGUGUGCUUUCGCCAUCAGCUACUUCAGGACGUCAAAUCGUCGGUUGGAAAAAGCUUCGAAGAAUCAACUAGCAGCGAAGCAGCUACACCUGCGCCAAAGACCCAACAUUACACCAGCUGGCGUAGUUCAACGACUCCUCCAACCGGUGGCACCAGUACCGUCACCACAGUUAGUAGCGGCUGUAGUGGUAGCAGCGCUCCCGCCACAACCACAACAACCGGCAGCAUCAACAGUGCGUUGGUGAGCGGGCAAAGAACAGGAGAAAACCGAAUCCACCCGCAGGAAGAUCAGCCAAACGGCAACAACGGAAUGGGCACUGAAACGAUACUGCUGCCGAGUGGUGGAGCUGUCGGCGUUCAUCAUCAACAACAACGACGACAGCAACACAGCUCGACAACCACCACCACCAACCCAGCACCACCACAAUCGUAUCUUAUCGAUGAGGAGACUGCAUUUGGCGACAAACUGAAGGGUUUGCCGACCCAUCCAGACACGUACGGAGAUACGCAGCAGCAGCAACCAGUUGGCAGCAACGGUGCCGGUGUAAAGUUCCCUCCCGUGGUCGGAAUUUAUCGUCCACCGGCGGCAAGGCGUGCACUGAAGCUAGCGGAAAACGUGGUCCACCAACUCGCACCGCCGGCAGCCUGCGAGCAUCCGAACGAUUACGGUCAUUUGCGGCCUUCCGCACAGCAUCAUCCACAACCACCGGCUCACCAUCAGCAGGCAUUGCAGCUUUUGCUGCAGACCGCCACCACCGACUGCACUGUGCCGGAUAGAGCAUUAAGAAGCACACCAGAUUCCCGAGAAGGCCAUCUGCCCGAAAAGGAAACAGCGGGAGCGGACGAAAAAACUAGCACCAGCCGUGGGCAGGAAUCGCAAACGCGCGUACCGGACACUGGUCGGGGGAUAGGAAGUGACAGUGCCGGAAGUAGCAGCGCCAUCGCAGCUACCUCGCCAACUGCAAGGACCAACCGUCCCCAUCGUGAGCGACGCCCGGACCGUGCCGUCUACGUUCCCCGUGCGCGUCGUAGCUUAACGACACCACCGGUAGUUGCCGCAGCAGCCCAUCCGCAGCCGUCCGUUCCACCAGACGCGAUCGAUGGCGGCAACGCUGACAAAGUGAACACAUCCCCAGCCAAAGCAUUGUUGCGCACACCAUCCAGUCGCGCUCAGCUGCCCGAAACUGGUGCCUCGUGUGAGACGGCGAGCGCAGCCACUGCCUUGCCACUACCUGCAACAGCGUCUUCCAAGGAUCCGGAAGGAUUGAGAGCGGCGGACAAGGGCAGAACGAAAUUGUCGGUACAGCCAAGCGGCACUACUGACGCACCACCCUACUGUGAUACUGUGAUAGACGUUCCGUCGGACGCUUCCGAAGCCGUAGGAGCGGUUUCAUUGGAAUCGUUUAAAAAACGAAGCCAUAGCUUAGAAGUGCAGCAGCAGCAGCAGCAGCAAGCGGAACAAAAGCCAGCACGCCCAGUGCUACUGGAACAGAACGCCCCACCGUGCCCGGAAGAGCCGGAGUUUCGCUUGGAACGUAGCGCUACCGAAACGGCCGCAACGAUGCAGCGCAACAAUCAACGCAAUCGUAAUGUGCGCAAUGGGACGAUGGCACCGGCACCCUUGAACGCCAGCCUGCUGAUCACCACCGAUCCGAACGAGGCGACCGAAAAGAUCGAUCGCGAUGAGAAGGAACUGCGGCGGGCGUCGCAGGAAAUCAAUCGUAGCAAUCGGCGCAUCAUGAAGCAGACGUUCAAUUCGGACGUGCUGGAAAUCGGCGAACCCACGCCGGUACCCACGGCAGUGCAGAAGCCGGCAAAGGCGAAACGCACCGUUGCUGCUGCCGCCCCGGUGGCUGAGGGCGAAGGGCAGAAACCGACCAAGGUUGAAGUGGGAAAGCUGGCCAAGGAUGCCUCGGUACCGAAUGGUACGAGCGCGCCUAAGGGCGGCAGUGUAGCAUCGACGGAGGAGGAAGAGGAGGACGAUUGGGAAUCGAUGUACGACGACAAUGGUGACUGUUUAAAUCCGAAAAUGCUCGAAGAGCUCACGACGGCUGUCGGGAAAGUGUCGAUCGAAACGCCUCAGUCGGACUAUAAGUCGUACGAAACCAAGCAGGCUAUGCUGAACGAGGAAGAGUUUCCGCACGUGCUGGAGGUGUCCAGCUUUCCGGCCGAGUUUAAGACCCAAGAUUUGAUGAUGAUGUUCUCGCAGUACAAGGAAUCGGGCUUCGACAUCAAAUGGGUGGACGAUACGCACGCGUUGGCUGUGUUUAGCAGCUCCCGAAUUGCUGCCGAAGUACUCACCACUGGCCUUUCGUUUGCACGCGUGAAACCGCUGGGCGAAGCGACGGCCGAAUCACGCUCGAAGGCACGCAAAUGUGCCAGCUCGCUGCAACCGUACCGCCAGCGUCCGGAAACGUGUGCCGCCAUGGCGCGCCGCAUGGUAUCGUCGGCGCUCGGCGUGAAGCUAAAAACCGCCCCGGAGGAGCGUGAAAACGAACGACGUGUCCUGCGUGAAGCCAAAGAACGGAAAAGACUUGCGGCAAAGCAACGGGAUGAAAUUUGGGACAGCUAGUGGUCGCAAUGUAGCGAGCUAGUCUUCACCCCUGCCGGACCUUCGCCAACGGGUUGAACCUGUCAUUUGUCACGUCUGUGCUGCCACGGUUUGCCAUACCUUGAUAUGGAAAGCAGAAUUGUGUAGUUUUGUUGCCGCGAAAUGAGAAUCGCGAUCUCAUUUGGACUGUUUCUUAUUUUAGUGUACUUGGAACGAGAUUUGCACACUGUGGGACUGUGUUACCGAUUACUGUAACAUUUAAAAGUGGCCAACUGUACGGGUAGAACAUGUUUCCCCGGGUGUACUAGUGUGUGUGUGUAGCGGUGCGUAUAUGGCGAGCGACAGUAAUGGCAUGAUUGUGUAUGCAUUUUUUUAUUUUAUUUUAUUCGAUUACAUAUGAUAUGAGUGAUACAUAGUGGUGGACUAGUGGGAAGGGUACAAUCAUGGUAAUAGGACCACAGCAAAAUGAUACCGUAGUACAAGUGAUGAUAACUCCAACGGGAUGCAAGUGGGAGAUUGCAGCAUGUAUGCAUGUAGGCAAUUCGUUUGCAGAAGUAUUACAGUGUUUGGUUCACCGGCCGGUACAGCAAUUAUGCAUUAGAAGAGGGAAUGAGAGAGUUUAAUUUGUACAGUCGUAUAUAUUGCGAGGGAGGGCAAAUCAAGUUCACAAGUCACGUUUGGAGCGGGUUGAUUGAGACAAGAUUGCAAAAGAUAUAUUAUGAACUACUGUCUACAAUAGCAGUAGCAGCUAGCUGAACACGUAUGUUUGCGAUCGUGCACACAUAAAACAAACUCCGUAUAUACAAGCUGUGUAAUGUGUGCGGCGUGGCAAAUUUUACCAGCUCGCUCAUAAUGAACGUUUAUAUCUCUUAUUUACAAAGCAUCUAUAAUCUAGAGAAAUGAUCCUAAUAAAGAAUCUAUUUGAGAUGUUUAAAUGUAA
Anopheles gambiae (African malaria mosquito) is the source of this 4928-nucleotide messenger RNA. RefSeq names its product enolase-phosphatase E1. NCBI's taxonomy places the organism in Eukaryota, Metazoa, Arthropoda, Insecta, Diptera, Culicidae. The record is from RefSeq and is a predicted model, not a curated record. The transcript has 8 exons. The coding region runs from base 1748 to 4009 and encodes 753 amino acids.